AUGAUUAAAGCUUAAAAGUCAGUUAUACAAACUUCGGGAGUCGACUAGCAAAUGUAUUUACCAAGGGUCUAUGUAGCAUAUUAUUUUAUUCCUUUGUUUGCAAGAUGGGUAUGGAAAAUAUACAUACAUCAUCUUGAGGGGAGUGUUGAUAACCAUGAUUUUAGGGCACAUUUUUAAGAGUUAAUUAUGUAAAUUUAUUUCCUAUUUAAUAGUUAUAUUUCUGUAAUUAUAUGUAUCUUUAAGUUUAUUAUAAAUUAUAACACUCAGCAAUAGGGUAAAGAUAUAACCCUAUUUCGUUCAAAUCUCUCUGCGUCUAAAACCUACAGAUAUUUAGGUGCAAAAAAAUUAUACACAUGAAACGCAAGCGAGGCCGCCCAAAAGGUUCAAAGAAUAAGCACAAACAUCUUCUGGGUGAUAGAAAUGAAGAACUCAACGGAAAAAUUGCAGAAUGCAACAAUGUCAAGGGCUGUCUUGCUGGCUUUAAGAAUGAUGGGUGUAGUAUUUUGAAUGAGGAAUUGACAAAGAUGGCUACUGAAGCUGCUGGUGUUAAUGAUGUAAGACAGAUGAAUUAUCAGCCAAAGAAGAAGCGAGGUAGACCAAAAGGUUGGAGGAAAAAGAAGCCAAAUACUAUUUCUGAAGAACGGAACCAACUACGGCUGCUGAAGGAAAAAAGCCAACUACUUCUUCACAGAGAAAUAAAAACAGAUGAAUUAACAGGUAAUUCAGGCAGUGCUUGCAAGAAGCGUAGAGGAAGGCCGAAGAAGUUUAGCAGCCCACCAGAAAAUUCAGAAUUACUGGACAAUACUGAGAGCAAAAAGGUCCAGAGGAACUUGAUGUGCCAUCAGUGUUGGAAGAGUGAUAGGAACGGUGUUGUUAUUUGUUCCAACUGCAGAAGGAAGCGCUAUUGCUAUGACUGCCUUGCAAAGUGGUAUCCAGAGAAAACAUGGGAACAGAUAGAAAUUGCUUGUCCGUUUUGCCGUGGUAAUUGUAACUGCAGAUUAUGCUUAAAGGAAGAUGCAGUUGCGCUGGUUGGGAAUACUGAAGCAGAUAAAAAUACCAAAUUGCAAAAUUUUCUUUAUUUGCUUUACAAGACUUUGCCCCUGCUGAGGCAUAUUCAGCAGGAGCAGAGCUCUGAACUGGAAGUGGAGGAAAGGAUUCGCGGUGUUCAGUUGACAGAAGAGGAUGUACCAAAAUCUGUACUUGAUGAUGAUGAUCGAUUAUAUUGUGACAAUUGCAAUACAUCCAUUGUUAAUUUUCAUAGAAGCUGCUCGGAUCCUGGUUGUUCUUAUGAUCUCUGUCUUACUUGUUGUUCGGAGAUCAGAAAAGGGAUUCAGUCUGGAGGUAAUGAUGCCGAAUCUUUGCUCCAUCAAUUUGUUGAAAGAGUAAAUGGUCAAGAUACAUAUUUGAAUGACCAGAUAACUGCAAAUCAGAAAAGAUUUUGUUGUGAGAUGCAAGUGUCCCAUCUAGUAAACAAAUGUGACACUGAGUCAUCAAAUGACUCUCCUGAUUGGAGAGCAGAGACUGAUGGGCAGAUUUCUUGUCCUCCUAAAGCACGAGGUGGCUGUGGCACUGGGAUGCUUGUUAUGAGACGCGUCUUUGAAGCUAAUAUGGUUAAAGAACUAAUUAAGAACACAGAGGAACUUAUUAUUAAUUAUAAGCCACCUGAUACUGAUUCUUUUCAAGGAUGUUAUUUGUGCCGUCCUUUCAGUUCUACUGACUGCAUAAUGAAAGAUUUUGAAGUGAGGAAGGCAGCAGAUAGGGAGAAAAGUGAUGAUAACUUUCUCUACUGUCCAAAUGCUCUUUGGUUGGGAGAUAAUGAAAUUGAGCAUUUUCAAAUGCAUUGGAUGAGAGGGGAACCUGUUAUAGUUAGAAAUGUACUUGACAAAACUUCCGGUUUGAGUUGGGAACCAAUGGUCAUGUGGAGGGCUCUUAGAGGUGCAAAAAAGAUUUUAAAAGAGGAAGCACAAAGGGUUAAAGCUAUUGAUUGCCUGGACUGGUGUGAAGUUGAAAUUACUAUUUUCCAGUUCUUCAAAGGUUACUUAGAGGGUCGUAAGUACAGGAAUGGGUGGCCAGAGAUGCUGAAGCUGAAGGAUUGGCCCCCAUCAAAUUCAUUUGAAGAAUGUUUACCCAGGCAUGGUGCUGAAUUUAUAGCUAUGCUUCCCUUUAGUGAAUACACCCAUCCAAAAUCAGGUCUUCUGAAUCUUGCUACAAGGCUUCCUGCUGUCUUGAAACCAGACUUGGGACCCAAAACAUACAUAGCUUAUGGAUCUAAGGAAGAACUUGGCAGAGGUGAUUCCGUGACGAAACUGCAUUGUGACAUUUCUGAUGCGGUUAAUGUACUCACCCACAUGACUGAAGUGAAGAUCCCCACAUGGCAAAGGAAAAUUAUAGGCAAACUACAACAGCAAUAUGAAGAGGAAGAUUUGCAUCAGAUUUCUGGUGGGAUGCUGAAAGCAUCAGGUACAUUUGGAAGGAAGGCACGAAAAAGAACACGUAAAGAUGAGAGGAUAGAUCCUGAAUUAUCUCAAAAAGUGGAAAUAAUUGAGUGUGAGUCCUCACUAGAAAGUUUGUAUAUACAGAAAAUGAAACUGGAUGAAGAACGAAAUAAAAGCCAGGAGUUGAGUACUAUGGGAUCGUGUAGCAUUCAGUUGGUCCCAAAAUUUUCUACAACAGGAUUGACUGUAACUGAAAAUUCCAAGAAGCAGUUGAUUGGAAGGGUGCAAUAUUCUGACUCGCAUAUGCUUAAUUCCAGCUCCUUGUGGGACAAACAUUCUGCGAAUAGCAUUGGUUUAAUUAAGAAACAGGAUGAGUUGAAAGCAUCGCCGUCAAAAGUCGGUGACCUUGCUGAGGAUAAUUCAUUACUUCGAACUAUGCAUAGAAGCACAUCUGAUGGUCCUCUCGUAGAUGAAAUCAUAGGAAUGAAGGUGGAAAAAAACAGUUCUUGUUCGCUCAGUCAUCAACAUGAUAAAUGCACCAGCUAUAGUGAUGCAUUAAAGGAACGAAAUGAUUUGGAAUCAAUUGAUUUGAAUGAAAAUAUGAGCAGAGAAUCUCUUCCAGACAAUCAUGCAGCACAAAUUCUAUAUGGGGGUGCUGUAUGGGACAUUUUCCGUAGGCAGGAUGUGCCCAAGUUAAUUGAGUACUUGAAGAAGCAUCAAAAAGAAUUUCGUCAUAUCAGUAAUCUUCCUGUCAAUUCUGUUAUUCAUCCUAUUCAUGACCAGACUUUCUAUCUAAAUGAGAGACAUAAAAGACAAUUAAAGGAGGAGUUCAGUGUUGAACCGUGGACAUUUGAACAGCACCUUGGUGAGGCUGUUUUCAUUCCAGCAGGGUGUCCGCAUCAAGUGAGAAAUAGACAGUCUUGCAUAAAAGUUGCCCUUGAUUUUGUAUCCCCCGACAAUGUUCAAGAGUGUAUCCGAUUGACAGAAGAGUUCCGUAUGCUUCCAAAGAACCAUAGGGCUAAAGAAGAUAAAUUGGAGGUAAAGAAGAUGGCAAUGUAUGCUGCAAGUGCUGCUGUAAGCGAAGCAAAAAGCCUAACUUCUGAACUCCAAUCACUAGAUGGCGACACGCAAGUACAAGAGAAUGUAAUGUAAUUUGUAAAUGAAGUGUUGUUCUCUGUAAAUAUUGCCAAUUUAUGGUAAUGUAAAUGGUAGUUGCUAAGGAAGAGCUGAUGUCCACUAGUUAAUUACAGAAUAGGCUUCUGUCUGACCUUGUAUGUUUUGUUUGAUUUUGCUAUUCAGUGUUGUAAACUACUUGUGUAAUAAAUUAGGCCUAAGAGAUAGAAAGUGGACUGCAAGUAGUUUCCAUUUUGAUGA
This is a messenger RNA of Ricinus communis (castor bean), 3809 nucleotides long. Its product is annotated as lysine-specific demethylase JMJ25. Gene Ontology annotation, molecular function: chromatin DNA binding; histone H3K9 demethylase activity; transcription coregulator activity. NCBI's taxonomy places the organism in Eukaryota, Viridiplantae, Streptophyta, Magnoliopsida, Malpighiales, Euphorbiaceae. The record is from RefSeq and is a predicted model, not a curated record. Gene Ontology annotation, biological process: regulation of transcription by RNA polymerase II. The transcript has 13 exons. Bases 354 to 3587 code for a protein of 1077 amino acids. Gene Ontology annotation, cellular component: histone deacetylase complex; chromatin.